AUGGCCAACUACCGUUUUCUGGUCCAGCAACUCUCCAACACCUUCAACGGCUGCGAGUUCCUUCACGUCUCGCGCGCAGAGAACGAAGCCGCCGACACGCUAGCCAAGAUUGGCUCAUCUCGGCAGGUCAUACCGUUCGGCGUCUCCCUCGAGCACUUGCACAAGCCAUUUGUCAAGCGGUCUCCGGAUUCCGAGUCCAUCUUCAUACCAGACGAGCCUGCAACGCCCCUCCCCAACCCGGACCCGGGGGCUGCCGGUCCAAGCUCGGGGGCUGCCGGCCCCAACCCUGUCCCGGUGGCUGCGGAACUCGGCCCGGGGACUACUGAACCUGGCCCGGGGGCUGCUGUGCUCAACCCGGCCGCCGUUACCCCUAACCCGGGGGUUGCUACCUCCAGCUCGGGGGCUGUCAUCCCAGAACCCGUCCAGGUGGCUGUCUUCACCGUGGUGACGGCUCCAUCAUGGGCCCAACCAAUCUUAGCAUUCCUGGAGAGCGGAGUCCUUCCCAUGGACGAAACCAAGGCCCGCCAAGUGCAACGCCGGGCAACCGCCUACAGCAUGACCAACAACAAGCUCGUCAAGCGCAGCGCGACAAGCGUGUUCCAGUGCUGCGUCGAGCCAGACAAGGGCAUAGAGAUCCUCCUUGACAUACAUCAGGGCGAGUGUGGGCACCACGCCACCUCCAAGUCCCUGGUGGCCAAGGCCUUCCGCCAUGCUUACAACCACUGUAUAUGA
Molecule: messenger RNA, 732 nt
Organism: Aegilops tauschii subsp. strangulata
Lineage: Eukaryota; Viridiplantae; Streptophyta; Magnoliopsida; Poales; Poaceae
Source: RefSeq, a predicted model, not a curated record